Messenger RNA from Strongylocentrotus purpuratus (purple sea urchin), 963 nucleotides. Its product is annotated as adenosine receptor A2b-like. Gene Ontology annotation, cellular component: membrane. The transcript has a single exon. Gene Ontology annotation, biological process: G protein-coupled receptor signaling pathway. The record is from RefSeq and is a predicted model, not a curated record. Gene Ontology annotation, molecular function: G protein-coupled receptor activity. NCBI's taxonomy places the organism in Eukaryota, Metazoa, Echinodermata, Echinoidea, Camarodonta, Strongylocentrotidae. Bases 1 to 963 code for a protein of 320 amino acids.
AUGUUCAUUGUCGUGUGCAUCAUCCGACAUCCUAGUCUUCAAACUAUCACCAAUUACACCCUGUUCUCGACGGGUAUGGCGCAUAUUGUAUUUCAAUUCAUGUGCCUCAUCUUCAUCUUUAAAAUGGAGGACUUCUGUUCCUUCGGCAGCCCUUUGACUUUUCUAGCAUUCCUCUUCAUCGGUAUGGUAGCUGUCUUUGCUAAUACUGUUCUGGUCACUAUAGAAACCUAUCUGAAGGUAUGCCAUCCCUUCUUAUACGCCCGCGUCGUAACUGACCGGAAGUGCUUCAUCUUGAUCGCCUUGAUCUGGGUAAUCAGCUUUUGCUCUGGAGCUAUGGCUGGAACAGCUGUAAAUGGAAAUGGAAAUGAUAAUGAUGAACGGUGUCCUUUUGCGGCUGUAAUUGAAGAUCACGGUAGAAUCCUCGGCAUCAUUUUGAACAUAACCCUCGUGCCUUCUUUAGUUAUCAUCAGUGUCUUAAAGUUUCUGGUAAUCCGUACUGCGAGGAAACAAGCCAUGAGGAUAGGAGCUUUGGACGUAAGAGAACCUCCACAACCUCCACAACCUCCACACCAACAACCGAACGAUGACAUGGUCGAACAACUCCAACAUAAAAUCAAGAACAUUCGGAAGAGCACCAUCAAUCUUGCUAUCUUUGUCGGAACAUACAUAUGUGGCUGGGUACCCAUUCUGCUCAUUUCAAAUAUCUCUUUCUACACUAAUAAGUCGAUCGGUAUUCAUGCCCCAGUCAUCAUUUUUCUGGUUGUGGCUAAUCUGACAUCUGUAGGACCAUUGGUCUAUACUUUAAGACAGACGGAGUUCUCACGUCUGCAGAAGCGCUACGUACAACAAAUAAAAGCCUACGUAUGUGGACAUUUCGGAGACAUACGUAUAAGGAUCCAGGUAAACGUUAUCAAGACCAAACCAACAACAGAGACUGAGUUUGGCGAAUCCGUGCCUCAGUAA